This is a messenger RNA of Bufo bufo (common toad), 2068 nucleotides long. RefSeq names its product solute carrier family 22 member 5-like. Gene Ontology annotation, molecular function: transmembrane transporter activity. The coding region runs from base 194 to 1870 and encodes 558 amino acids. Lineage: Eukaryota; Metazoa; Chordata; Amphibia; Anura; Bufonidae. The record is from RefSeq and is a predicted model, not a curated record. Gene Ontology annotation, cellular component: membrane. The transcript is spliced from 10 exons. Gene Ontology annotation, biological process: transmembrane transport.
UGGUUCCAAAUGUCCUGUCUGGUGAAUACAGUCUGCAAGUCACGGACGGCAGCAUAGAUGCCAUGGAGGACCGUGCAGGAGCCCCGCCCCCCGCGGCUUCUCUGAGGGCACGGACUCCCUUCAAAACAACUUGAGGAGCGCCAGCUUCUUCUUUGUACUUAGUGCCAGGGCAGCGCUCUGCCUACUUCCAGCCAUGCGAGACUAUGAUGAGGCGACCUCCUUCCUCGGGGACUGGGGGCCCUUCCAGCUGACCAUCUUCUUCCUCCUCAGCGCGAGCACCAUUCCCAAUGGCUUCAAUGGUAUGUCUGUCAUGUUCCUGGCUGCCACUCCUGAGCACCGGUGCCUAGUACCCGGCAGUGCCAACCUGAGCCAGGCUUGGAGGAAUGUCAGCAUCCCCUGGGAGGAGAAGGACGGGCAGCCGGUGGAGAGCAGGUGCUGGAGGUACAGGCUGGACACCCUGAGGAACUACUCUGCCCUGGGGCUCCUUCCUGGGGUGGACGUCAAUGUUGAGGACAUCGAGAAGGAGAAGUGUCUGGACGGCUGGCACUAUGACCGGGACCUCUACCACUCCACCGUGGUCACCGAGUGGGAUAUAGUCUGUGACAAUGACUGGAAGGGGCCUCUGACAACGUCUUUGUUUUUUGCUGGUGUUCUUACGGGGUCAUUUAUUUCUGGACAGCUCUCAGACAGCUUUGGAAGAAAGAAGGUUCUCUUUGGAACAAUGGCGGUACAAACUGGUUUCAGCAUUAUACAAGUAUUCUCAAUCAGUUGGGAGAUGUUUACCAUUCUCUUCCUCAUUGUUGGAAUGGGGCAGAUCUCCAAUUAUGUGGCUGCCUUUAUAUUAGGAUCUGAAAUACUUGGCAAGUCUGCUCGUAUCAUCUUCUCAACAUUAGGCAUCUGUAUAUUUUUUGCAAUUGGAUACAUGAUUUUGCCUUUGUUCGCCUAUUUCCUCCGGGACUGGAGAACAUUACUGAUGGCCCUGACUGUUCCCGGACUGCUAUGUGUCCCCUUGUGGUGGAUUAUUCCAGAAUCUCCUCAGUGGCUAAUAUCUCAGGGAAGGAUAGAAGAAGCAGAGGCUAUAAUAAGGAAGGCAGCUAAACAAAAUAAGAUGUCUGCACCUGCUAUUAUCUUUGGAACUGCUGAGCUGGAUGGCACCAAACAGCGCCAAAUCAGACGUUAUACUUUCUUGGAUCUACUGAAGACCAGCAACAUAGCAAUCAUCACGGUACUUACAAUCUUUUUUUGGUUGACUGUAUCUAUUGGAUACUUUGGCGUUUCCCUGAAUACCCCAAAUUUGCAUGGGGAUCCAUUUCUGAAUUGCUUCCUGCUGGCUGCCAUUGAAGUUCCAUCAUAUAUUAUAGCAUGGCUGCUACUUCAACAUGUACCCAGGCGCUUUUCAAUGUGUGGGACAAUGCUUCUUGGCGGUGUUGUGCUGCUUCUUAUACAACUUGUACCACAAAGUCUCCACAUUUUGUCCACAGUAAUGGUGAUGGUGGGAAAAUUUGGAGUUACAGCAGCCUUCUCCAUGGCAUAUGUAUACACAGCUGAACUUUAUCCUACAGUCAUACGAAAUAUGGGUGUGGGUAUUGGUUCUAUGUCUUCUCGAGUGGGAAGUGUAAUCUCUCCGUACUUUGUUUACCUUGGUGCCUAUAACAGGCUGCUGCCUUACAUCCUCAUGGGAAGCAUGACAGUAAUUAUGGGAGUUCUUGUGUUGUUCUUCCCAGAAACUUAUGGUAGACCGUUACCUGAAAAUAUGGACCAGACACCGAAUGUAAAAGGACUGUGUUGCAAAAAGAACUCCCAUAAUAAGUUUCAUGAAAAUUCAAACAAUUUGAAAAAUGGAAUCAUAUUAAUGACUACAAAGUUAUGAUGUUCUGAUCCAUUCUUGUAACCAAUAUAAUAUAUGUCUGUUGCUGAGUGUACUGUCCCUGGAAGCUGAUCUGGCAUUUCUCAUUCAGUUUCUUUUGGGGGGUUUUGUUUGUAAAUUUGCAUUGUGUGAUUUUAGUUAAUUUCUGAUACAUUUAGGGUGCCUUCACACAAUGCAGAUUUUGUUGCACAAUUUUCUGUG